UAUUUAAAAAUGGCCGCGAUAUUGCGUAUGGGGCGUUAGAAGCCAGUUUGAUAGCUGUCAAAGUAAACUUACGAUUGAUAUACAUCGUUGCAACCAUCGCGGCGAAACACGUCAAUGGCCUGUCUUAUUUAUAGUAAUCUUUCAAUCGGGUCUGCCAAAUAUUUUGACGUAAGACCAGCCGGAUGCGAUUUCGCAUCGCCGAGACAGCACUGCUAUAAGAAUCGCGGGCACGCAGUUUCGUCGUCCUGAUUUGGUUCUAUCGGGAACGUAAGAUUUUUCUGUCGCUCGCGUAUUCUCCAGGUAAAUAAAACUAGAAGUGACUAGAAGACUGUUUAACGCGAUCGUUGCGGUGAGGGUUAGCGUAUCGAGAAACGUUUGCCACGAGAAUCGCGGAAUCGAAUAGUGCAUAGUUUUAUAUUCGUUAACGAAAGAGAAGAGAACGGCGAGAUGUCUCCCGGCGUUAACGGCGGUGGUGGUCCCCGCAACACGGGCACCUUGCCGAAAAGCAACCGAAGGAACGAUAGAAACCGAGAGCAGUCCGCCGUUAAUCAGCGGCUCACAAACCGCUCGGGUUAUCACGGCCACCCGCAGCAUUUUAACAAUUUGAUUCAGUUGAGUUGGCAAGCAGUGGGUGAGCGUGAAAGUGAACCAAGAGUAUCAAGAGCAGCAAAGAACAGCAACACGAGAUCAGCUUCCUCUCUACUGCCUUCUUCAUAUUUUACCACAUACCAAGACUUAUCUGAUUGUGCAUCACAUAGCUCAGCAAGUCAGUGCAAUUAUAGUGCAGAAGAGUACAUACCUUGGCUAAAAAUGGUACCACCUAUUGAACCUAGAACUCAAUCACCACAAUUACCACAAGAAAAGCCUUCCAAUGUUAAUAAGAUGCCUGAUAGGAAUCAAGUAGAGAGCCGGUUAAAUCAGAUCAGGGACUAUAUUAGAAUCACUGCAACAAUGAUGGAAUCUCUUGGUCAAUCCCCCGAUCUUCGCGCACAAGUCCAGAAAGAGAAGUUAAAUAGAAUGGUGGAGGAUCUUCAAGAUAGCGAGACAAAGCUAUCCAAAUUAUUGGAGCAAUAUAAUCACGGAGUUUCUGAUGAGAAUGGCGAAAACGAAAGAGAAGACGUAGAUGAACGCGGCGACGCUAAUAGAGAGAUGCGAUUACGGAGAAAUAUGGAAGAUUAUCAGAACAAACUCGCACAAUUGCAAGAGCAACAAGCUAACUUGAUGGGUAUGCAAAUGCGUGUCAGAGAAAGAUUGAAUGAGGCACGUCAAGCACAACAAAUACUUUUGCAACAAGAGAAUCAACAAGAGAAUACAUCCAAUUCGGAUACAUGGGAAGGCAACCGUGCGUGUCUGCCGGAUCCGAUUAAUGUCGAACAACUUGAAUCAGAAACGGCGGUGCUAAGGGGGAAGUUAGCGCAACUUCAAAAAAAAAAGAAGCACAUGGAUCAUCUUGUAGCGGAAUUACAAGCCAUAGAGACAUCUGAUAGAGUUAGUUGUCUUUCUGAAAGCUCAAGAAACACAAUUAGAGAUAAAGCCGCGGAAUUAGAGGCAAUGAAAGCACAGCUUGCACAUAUAAAAGCUCUAAUGGAAGACGGUACAAAAAUCCGCGAUUCUAUGGAUUCUACUUCUGAGCUUGAACAAGAUAUUGAUGUAAACUGUGAAGGUGCAGCAGACAUUGGGAUUACUGAAGAGGUGGCAAAUGUUUCAUUUGAAUACCGAAGCGAUAGCGACGAUGUUGGUCAUGGAAAAAUUCGAAAUUCCGUGCCUACAAUUGAAGAUAUACAGAUUGUAACACGAGAACUUAAGGAACAAUCGGCUUUGCUUCAAGCCACGCGAGCUGAAUUACAACGUUUAAAGCAACCAUUAUCCGGUGUUACCCAUCCUGCUUCUUCGUCCUCCUUUUCAUCUUCGAGCCCGCCUCCAGCGCUUAUACCUCUAAAUGCAAACGAAAAGAAACAGAGUAAUAAUGUUAGUACGGAGACUCAACCCAUGCAAGCUAAAAGACGUCAACUGGAAGAUUUUAUAAAAAAGGAACAAACACAGCCAUCCAAUGCGAAUCGAGAUGUCCAAGUGCCAGAUCACAAUAGUCAAAGAAGCUCGGGUUCGCAGGCUAGUCAUACCAGCACACCUGCAAAUAUCUGGCCACCUUCUACUGCCACAGGUGGAGGAGGUUCUAACGAGCAAAGUGUGGAUGGCAUAUCUACAUCAGACAAUUUAUUGGAUAUUGGUCCACAAAUCACUGCUAUUGAGAAUGGUGGAUUUAAUAAUAAUUGGUCAGCUUGUCCUGUACCACCUGCGUCUAUCGUAAAUCAAGGACAACAUGCUUCGGUCGAAUAUUAUCGGCAAUUAUUAUUGGGUUCGCAAGCUCAACAACUGCAAAUGAUGGGUACGACAGUACAACAGUGUUGUCAGCUUUUGUGGGCGCAGCAACGCGAGUUACAAUCCAUGCGCGCCGCUAUUUCUCAACUGCAAUUACAAGUGAGAUCGCAAAAUGAAGUACCGCAGCGCGUCAACAAUGCCGAAAGUCAGGAGGAAUAUUCUAAUCUGAGCCGCAGCGUUCACAAUCUCGGCGAUACGUUGGACGCGACUUUGCCUCCUAGUUCGUCUUUACCAAAUCUUGUGUCACUACCUAAUUCUUCAACAUUACCGCAUACUCCGAUAGUUACUUCUAACUCACAACAACAACAGCAGCAACAGUUGAACAAUCAAGUACCUCCUGGUAAUAGAGCAAACAACUACUGGGACAAUUUCCGAAGUUAUUCUCGGCAAAAUCUGCUCUCAGGAAACGUGAAAACAAUAACUGACUCUCCAGUAGUUAUAGCAAAUUCAACAUGUUCUGCAAACACGACUAACACAAGUGGAAGUAGCGUCAACAGUUCACUGAUGAAAGAUAAGCGGAAUAGAGAACAAGGAAGUGAUAAUUUACCUUUACCAUUAAUCGGUGCAGAAGCACAAUAUUCAUUAAACUUACAACUACCGUCAAAUCUACAACAGCAAGACAGGGAAAAUGCUACUAGUCGUAGUAAUAUUAUAGCAAACGAGAUGUCUCAACAAGUUGAUAAUCUUUGGGAAGAAGCUCAUGGGUCUUUUCGAUUAGCAUCUGCAACGAAUGACGAUAACAUCUUUAAUAAUCUCAGUUCAGAGAUGAAAGAGGCAAUCAGUUCGCUCAUCGCAGUGAAUAAAAGGCGACCCGAUUUUCUAAUCAUUAUUUUAAGAGAAAUUAAGACUAUUAGCGAGGACCACAGACUGCGAUCUCACUUGUUAAGAUCACUUGCUAAGAUCACUACUUUACAGGACACGCGAACAUUAAAUAAUCCAUUGAACGAGGCACCUGACUUAACUCCAAGUGAAAGUUGUCAGUCUAGCGACGAAGACUCGGAUGUCGGUGCAAUAUUGGGCUUUGGUUUGGAAAAUCAAUCAUCUAUGACUGAAUUGGGUGCGACAUCUCAUGUAGACACUGCGUCUUCUCCAGUUUCAUCUCAAAUACCAUUACUAGAUCAUUUGGAAAUAUCGGGAACAUUCUCACUUGACUGUGCAAGUACUCUCCCUACCACUUCUAAUGCUAAGCCUGGUUAUAAUGAGGAUUUGGCAGAGGCUGAUCAAUCGAGGCCUGAAUCUUCAGGGAAUCAAAAGCCUCUUGUUGGCGAUGCAAAUAAUGAGAAAGGGCAAGAAGAAGCAGCAUCUUAUUCAAUUGGUGCAGAAGCAGUUACCCCUGAUUUUGAAAGCCUUGCUGCUAAAACUGAAGAUGAAAGAGCAGAGGAUACUGAACUUGAUACAUUUCUUACUAGAUUACAUCAUUAAUUUCGAUAUAUUUGCAUAAUAUAAUUACUUAAAAUUAUUUUUUUCAAUGCAAUAGUAAAAAAAGCAUAUAAAAGAAAUGUAUCUUGAUCACUAAUAAGAUAUUUGUUUAUUAUUUACAAUUACUUCUUCCAAUAUCAAAAAAAUCAACUAAUAAAUAACUGAAAUUGGUAAGAUAGCCCAAUAGUUAUUAAAAAAUUAGAAACUUUAUCAAUAUAUCACAUAUAAGUUAAAAAACGCCUAACAAUUGUUGACAGCUAUAAUAAAUCUCUAGUCAAGGCGCGUAACCUGUGAAAUAAAAACAUAACUAAUUCAAAUAGAUCCAAUUAAAAAAAUGUUAAAGAACAUUGCCACACUAUACAAACUAAAGUAAAUAUAAUUUAUAUUGUAUUUUAUAUCAUGUUAUUAUAUCUUGGCAAAUUUAAUUUUGUAAAAUUUACAAAAAUGUGAAUUUUGUAGAUACAAUGUGCAAUUACAAUCACAAUGUCAUUAUGUAUGUGUAUAUACACAUUGGAGAUGUGUUUUACUAUAAUCUACAUUAUAAAUUAUAUAUAUAUAUAUGUGUGUGUGUGUGUGUGUGUGUGUAUAUACACAAUGACACUGUAAUUAUAAUUAUGCGUUGUAUCUAUUUGAAUCAAGGAAGAACAUUGAAAGAUGAAGGAAAUUAGAGGCCUAAAUUUACAGACAAGACAACCAAAAUUUUUUCAGGGAAAACUUCUUAUCUUUAACUGCAAAAAUAAAAUCAAGAAAUAUAUUAUAUAUAAGAAAUAUAUAAAGUGUAUGUAAAAAAAGCUCUAAUAAGUAUAUGAUACAUAUUGAACUAAAUUUUAAAAUAAAAUAUAUUGGAAAACUUUUUUAAUAAUUGAUAUUAACAUAAAUAAGUUGUUAUAUAGAUUAUGCCUUGUAAUCUUGUCUGAUGUGUAUUGAUUUUCAAAGUGUUAUACAAUAGAUACACACAAAGAAAAUCAAUUCAAUCGGGACAUAUAGUCACAAUGAAAAAAAUCGCAAAUGUUUGAAAAAUA
Formica exsecta is the source of this 4820-nucleotide messenger RNA. RefSeq lists its product as uncharacterized. Gene Ontology annotation, biological process: centrosome cycle; intraciliary transport involved in cilium assembly; microtubule anchoring at centrosome. Gene Ontology annotation, cellular component: centriolar satellite; centrosome; ciliary basal body. NCBI's taxonomy places the organism in Eukaryota, Metazoa, Arthropoda, Insecta, Hymenoptera, Formicidae. The record is from RefSeq and is a predicted model, not a curated record. The transcript is spliced from 17 exons. The coding region runs from base 448 to 3801 and encodes 1117 amino acids.